AUGCCCUGUCGUACUUUGCCAAACAUCCUUAUCACAGGUACGCCAGGCACAGGAAAAACCACUGUUUCUAAAGAAGUAUCUGAACGUAGUUCGUUAAGCUAUAUUAGCAUUAAUGACGUUGCCAAGGAAGGAGAAUUAUAUGAUGGAUACGAUGAAGUUAAUCAGUGCCACAUCUUAGAUGAGGAUAGAAUUAUAGAUGAGUUAGAGGAUGCCAUGUCAUCGGGUGGUCAGAUUGUUGAUUACCAUUCCUGUGACUUCUUUCCUGAACGUUGGUUUGAUGCCGUUUUCGUGUUGAGGACUGACAACACGAUUCUCUAUCCUCGUCUCACUUCGCGUGGUUACUCAGCUGAUAAAGUGUCAGACCUUAUUCAUUGUGAAAUUGUUCAGGUAAUUCUAGAUGAGGCUCGUGAAUCUUAUAACCCGGAAAUUGUACACGAAUUAGUGAAUAAUACUCCUGAAGAUUUGGAAAGAAAUAUUUUAGAAAUUUGUGAAUGGAUUAAACAGGCGUAA
Heterobilharzia americana is the source of this 510-nucleotide messenger RNA. Lineage: Eukaryota; Metazoa; Platyhelminthes; Trematoda; Strigeidida; Schistosomatidae. The record is from the annotation of a GenBank genome assembly.